Messenger RNA from Pollicipes pollicipes, 3152 nucleotides. RefSeq names its product synaptic vesicle glycoprotein 2B. The record is from RefSeq and is a predicted model, not a curated record. NCBI's taxonomy places the organism in Eukaryota, Metazoa, Arthropoda, Thecostraca, Pollicipedomorpha, Pollicipedidae. Gene Ontology annotation, cellular component: membrane. The transcript is spliced from 12 exons. Bases 68 to 2050 code for a protein of 660 amino acids. Gene Ontology annotation, biological process: transmembrane transport. Gene Ontology annotation, molecular function: transmembrane transporter activity.
GGCGGACGCGGCCCGGCCAACGCACGGCCAGCGGGACAGCAGCCAGCGACGUCAGUCGGCAACCUCCAUGUCGCGCCAUGUGAACGGCGCCGGCCGGACGGAGGGCCCGAGCUCAGAGUCGGCCUCCCUGGUGCGGCACGCCACCAACCCGUUCAUGUCGUACACGGAGAGCAACGCGGCGCCGGCCGAGGCGGACUCGGCUGCCGCCGGCGCCGGCGCCGGCGCCACCACCGACCCAAGCGCCGCGCCGCUGGCAGACGCAGCCGAGCUCGACACAGAGGACAGUGUGCUCAGCCAGUUUCACGAGGACGCCAUCCAACAGGCCGGAGUGGGUUUGUUCCAGUUCAUGCUGUUUCUGGUGCUCGGCCUGAGCUUAGCGGCGGACACCAUUGAGCUGUUCGUUGUGGCGUACGUCAUACCUAGUGCGGAAGUGGAGCUGUGUAUGACGAGCAUUCAGAAAGGAUGGCUGGGCGCCAUCACGUUCGUCGGCAUGAUGAUCGGUGCCAUCAUCUGGGGCGUGCUCUCCGACGCUAUGGGACGGCGGCGCACGCUGGUCUGGGCGCUCACCGUCAACGUCAUCUUCGGCAUCGUCACUGUCUUUAUGCCCACCUACGGCACGUUCAUGCUGUCGCGACUCUGCAGCGGGGUGGGCAUCGGGGGCUCGAUUCCCAUCGUGUUUGCCUACUUCUGCGAGUUUCUGACCAAGGCGCGCCGUGGCAAGUAUCUGAGCUGGCUGCUCGUCUUCUGGUCGAUCGGCGGCGUGUUCGUGGCAUUCGCGGCCUGGGUCAUCAUCCCACGCACAGGUGUGAUGGUGGUGAUCGAGGAGCGCGCGCACUUCUCGUCGUGGCGGGUCUUCUUGUUGGUCUGCAACCUGCCGUCGAUCCUGGCGCUGCUCGGACUCACGUUCAUGCCCGAGUCGCCCCGUUUUCUGCUGGAGGCUGGGCGCGAGAUCGAGGCCAUGCGCGUGUACCAGCGCAUCUACAAGUGGAACCACUCGGACCCGUGCGCUCAGUACGCUCUGACGGAGCUGGAGCUGCCGAAGCAGCGCGGGUACCGGGACGCGGAGCGCGCUCCCUCCAAAACUAUCAUGGCCGGCCUGGUCACCGCCCUGGACAAGUUUUGGAGCAGACUGUCGCAGCUGCUGCUGCCGUCCCACCGCUCCACCACCCUGGUGCUGCUCUUCGUCUGGUUCAUGGCGGCCUUCGGAUACUAUGGACUUUCCAUCUGGUUCCCCGAGUUCAUCAAGAUGAUCAAAUCGCGCGAUUACUCAACAAAGGCGACCUUCGUCAUCGAUGCCCAGUACGAACAUAACUACUUUAACUACACCAUAUCCAACACCAAGUACAUUAACUCCACCUUCUCCCGAUGCAAGUGGUCGAAUGCCAUUCUCAACCACGUUGACUUCAUCAACUGCGACAUCCGCGAGUCCGUCUUCACCGACGUCAAGUCGUCUCGCACCAACUUCAUCAACUCUACCCUCAUUGCCAACCGUUUCGUCGACACGGAUAUCUAUGAGUACCGCUUCAAGAACUGCACGCUGCUGAACAAUAGCUUCCAGGCGAUGGUGCCCGGCUGCAAGCUGGACUUCGACUACAAUCUGCACUACGUCGAUGUGUUCCAAGAGAACCUGAUUGGUCAGAUCUCACUGUUGCCAGGCAGCUUCAUCGCAUCGUACCUGUUGGAUAAGGUCGGCAGGGCAAAGAUGAUCGCCGUCUCUAUGCUGAUAUCAUCGGGGGCCGGCUUCUUCAUGUGGUUCUUGCAGACCAAGAUCGGGGUGAUUGUGUUCGAGGCUGCUUUCAAUAUGGUGUUCAUCAGUGGCUGGAAUGCUCUCGACGUGCUCACCACUGAGGUGUAUCCCACCAACUUGAGGACGACCGGCUACGGCUUCAUCUCGUCCGUGUCACGUGUGGCCGGCGUCAUCGGUACGCUGACGUUUGGCCAGUUUAUCGAAGUCAACCUGGCCAUCCCAAUGCUGACCACGGUGGCUGUGCUGGCCAUGGGCGGUCUGGCCGCCCUCAGACUGCCCGAGACCAAGGACGUGCUGGUCUGAAGGCGCUCCGGCCAGCGAGCGUCACGGAGCGCCGCCAGACCGCAGCGUGGCGACCCCGGCCGCGCCCGGUCACGUCCCCCGUCGAUGUGCGACCCUCAGUGGGACCGGCCCGGUCCCGCCUCAGGAAUGGUCACGUCCCUCGUCGAUGUGUGACCCUCAGUGGGACCGGUCCGGUCCCGCCGGAGAAAUGGUCACGUUCCCCGUCGGUGUGUGACCCUCAGUGGGACCGGUCCGGUCCCGCCGGAGGGAUGGUCACGUUCCCCGUCGGCGUGUGACCCCCAGUGGGACCGGUCCGGUCCCGCCGGAGGGAUGGUCACGUUCCCCGUCGGCGUGUGACCCCCAGUGGGACCGGUCCGGUCCCGCCGGAGGGAUGGUCACGUUCCCCGUCGGUGUGUGACCCCCAGUGGGACCGGUCCGGUCCCGCCGGAGGGAUGGUCACGUUCCCCGUCGGCGUGUGACCCCCAGUGGGACCGGUCCGGUCCCGCCGGAGGGAUGGUCACGUUCCCCGUCGGCGUGUGACCCCCAGUGGGACCGGUCCGGUCCCGCCGGAGGGAUGGUCACGUUCCCCGUCGGUGUGUGACCCUCAGUGGGACCGGUCCGGUCCCGCCGGGCCGGUUUCACUGGUCGGUCGGCGGCGCGGCCUAGUCCGCGCCUUGGAGCAGUCGGCCUGGUUGUGCGCGACGCUCACGACUCUGUGCAGGCCGGAGAGUGGCGGCGCCCAUUUCCAGCCCGGUCAACUCGUCGCUGUUGUCUUUGCUUGUCUGAUGUUACGAUGCGUCGGUGUUGUGAGGAGUAGGGCGGACCUUGCUAAACCCGCCCGCCGACGCGUGCCGGAACUGAGUUGAUCAUCUGGCUGGUCAAGGCGCUAUAAGCAGAGUCAGUCGGAAUGCAGCACUAUGGCUCGCGAGAGCGGCUGACGUGCAACGAUUGAAGCUAUGUGUGCUGCCCUGCUUAACGUUUGGGCCUUGUGCCUGCUCUGCAAAGCUGUCUGUUGCUGCCGUGAACUAUGGCCCCGAUCUCCAACUAUCAGGUGUUUCAAUGGUCGUUGUUAUUUUGAUCCAUUUAAUGUUGUGACAUAGUUGAAUACAUUUACACUCACUGA